Trypanosoma grayi is the source of this 5436-nucleotide messenger RNA. Its product is annotated as putative ubiquitin ligase. Gene Ontology annotation, cellular component: ubiquitin ligase complex; cytoplasm. The transcript has a single exon. Bases 1 to 5436 code for a protein of 1811 amino acids. The record is from RefSeq and is a predicted model, not a curated record. NCBI's taxonomy places the organism in Eukaryota, Euglenozoa, Kinetoplastea, Trypanosomatida, Trypanosomatidae. Gene Ontology annotation, molecular function: ubiquitin protein ligase activity; zinc ion binding. Gene Ontology annotation, biological process: protein ubiquitination; ubiquitin-dependent protein catabolic process via the N-end rule pathway.
AUGGACCCCACAACGUGGACCACGCGGGUCUUGGUGGCAUACGCCGAGCAGCAAAACCUUUCCAAUGAGAGGCAGAACGCAACGGUAUCCAAGGCUGAUCGGGAGAGGCUGGAGGCGAUGGUAGUGAAAGACCUGCAAACAUUUUACGCCACCAGCGACAGUGUGGGGGAGCCGGUGGCACGAACGGAGGCGCUCGAGACGCGAGCGGCGGUGCUGCUGGAGCGUCGCGUCUCCCCUGACUGCGCAGAAUUAUUUCGUGAGCAUCCAGAGAAGCUGCAGGAGGUUGUUGAUGCCGGCCUCGCCCUGUUGCGCGACGCCCUGGCGCAUGAUAAGUACAAGUCCGGUCGUCUGCCAUUGGUGGAGUGGUGGCUGCAGUUUACCGUAGAUGAGGUGACGUGUCGCCAGAUAGCGUCCCAGGGCACAUCGCAUGUGUGUGGACGGACAAUAAUGCGGCACGAGGCGAUUGUUUACUGUAGGGAGUGUGCGGUGGAUUCGUUGUGUGUGAUGUGCGCAGAGUGCUUUCAGAACUCACCUUGCGUGGACCACAAUCACCUUGUGCGGUAUGGCAGCGGGGGUGGCAUUUGUGACUGUGGCGAUUCAAGUGCCUGGAAUCCCGAGUCCUUCUGUACGCGGCACAGGGGUUUCCAGAAUAACAACGACCCCACCACCGUCUUGAGUGCAGUGCAGAAACGAUGGUUGGAGGUGGUGCUGCGCGGCCUGGCGCAGUAUCAUGUCACAAUUAUGCGCUUGUUUCAGAUGGAAGUGCAGAAGCUGGGCGAUGACGAGAGGACCAAAUGGAUGAAGCACUGGGUGGAUCGGCUAUUGCGACGAACGGCCGCCGUGACACAGCUGCUGGCGAAGAGCGCUGAGAGCUCCCGACGCAUAUUGUGCCUUAGCUUGAUGGGGCCGGCACUUAUGCCACGCCCCUUCAAGUCCUGGGCGACUUCCGUGGAGGUGAAGGUAGAGCAGCCCUUGCCGUGUGUGGAAGAGGUGUUUCUUAUUGAACUCGAACUUACGAACGCCAAGGAUCUCCUCAUCUGGAAUGAUUCGCUCCUUACUCUGCUGGACAGCUGCGUCAUCGACCCGUUGUUCCGCGUCCCGUUUGCAGAGCUGCUGCUGAAGUAUGCCGAGCGAAUCUCCAUUCGGCACGAGCUGCACGUUGAGUCACUCAUGAUUCAAGUUCUAAGCGUGAAGAAUGUGGUGGAUGCCUUGCUUCUAAAUGCGCCGCAUCCACACUGGAAGUGUGUGAUUGGCCGCGAGACCAUCCUCCAUCGGCAGUUGUCGGCUCUGCUAUACUUCAUCUGUCUAGUGUCUAAACGCCACAAGCAACUACCUCUUUCCACCAGCCCCGCCAUGUACUGCUCUCACCGAAUCACCAACAUAAUAACCUCGUCGGAGAACACGAAAGCAAUAGUGGCUUCGCGCCUGCUGUUCCGUGCGUGGUGCAAGCUGCUGUGUCUUGUCGGUAGUAACAGCAACGUGCAUCGCGAGAAGGGAGACUCAACAUCGCGCAAAUACACUGUCUUGAGGGACCACGCUAUGGAGCUGGCGUCUCGGCUUCGGGAAGUCUUCUACCCUGUUGGGAAUAUGGUGUACAGCAUUGGUAUGGCGCUCAUCUCGGGCAGCGAGCCGAUUCCGGCUUGGCUGCAGGAACGCCUGCAGUUACUGCCGCCAACGUGGGAUGCGGUGCCAGACCCCCUCAUCGACUUUCCGGAGCACCGCCAAGUUCUCGAAGCCCUUGCCCUGCCGCAGGACGCGUCAAUGCUGUUGUUCAACGCAAAUGGCAUCGAGGUGGGUGGAAGACACCGUACUUACUUGAGGGAACUGCUGAGGGAAUUCGUGGAGUCCAUUAACGCCACCAUUGCGAAAAAGCGGGACGACUUUGCAAAGCUGCCGUUUGUCCUUUCUGGGGAGGAAGAGGAGCGUGGGCUUUCGAGUUAUGACUUGCUUAACCCACAGACGGGCAACCCGACCUCCUUUAUUGUGCCGCAUUUGCGCUUCUUUGUUGUGCUUGUAAGGAUAUGGGCGCGGCUCCACCAAAGGCAAGGAGAGGUGUCGGCGGAAUGUGGUGGAAGUAAAGAGCCAUUUCACUGCCUCAUUUCGGAAGUGCUUGAGGCGACACUGUGGCGAGCAGAGUAUUGGCUCGAUGAGUGUCUCAUGCCUCUUGUUCUUUUGGGCCAGGUGGAGCAGGGUCUUUGGCGCCGCGGCGACUGUGAUGUGAUGCUGCGGUGUAUGUUUUAUACGAGUUACGUCACAUGGGAGAUGGAGGUGGAUCUUUACAUGAUGCAGCUACUCAUGUUAGUGAUGCCGACAGAGGAGUACGCUAUUCAGAUGUUGCAGCGGCACGUCAUCGCGAUGCAGGGUGUGCCAAGUGGUCUGUGUUAUCCGUCCUUCCUACGUCUCGUUCUUACCCUCUGCAUGGGGGAGUGUGGGGCUACUAUUGACAAUGAGGAAGACCUGCGGCAGGCGUUGCGUGUGCGGCUUCUGCAUGGCAUGGCGACCACGGACGAGUUUUCCGUCCGUCUGGCUGAAUUGGCGGCGCAGGAGUUUACUCACGUCCUUCCGGGUGCCGACCCGGUCGUGAUGCUUCCGAGCAUACUGGAAGAGAUCGCCGUGCCGCGGCAGCGGGGGAGUGAGCGUGUGUUUCAGGUAAAGGACGCGACGACAUUGCGGAACCAUCUGAAUCUGUAUCACCCGCUUCUGCGGGACCAGCACGCGUAUGACUUGUAUGAUAUGUACACGCGACUUGCACGACGAGAAUUGAUGUCACAGGAAGACAGCGAGGAAAAGGGGUCAUUGCCCCGGGAGCCACAUGUGGCGUUUUCACCGCCCAAAUCGAGGUGGAUUGACGGUGAUGAGGGGCAGCGAGAGGGGGGAGUGAGAUGUGACUUGUUCCGCGACAAAGUCUCUCUUUUGCUACAGACACCCGCUGUGCUUUCUGUAGCCAUCUAUUCGGUUCAAAUGUACGUGUACUUCGUGAUUGGAAAUAGGUCUGAGGAAGUGAGCAAUGUUGUCAACGACGGGACGUUGGUUCACGCGGUGUCUGUUUUGUAUCUGGCCAUGAAAGCCUGCAGAAGGAUCAGCCUCUUCGCCCUCUCUAAUACCACCACUACCACUACCACCGCAUUCGACACGAUUGACUGGGAUGCCGUCAAGACGUUUCAGCAGCAGUUCAUGCCACCAUCGGGCUAUCUUUCUCAGGAGUUGGCGCUGUUAUACCCAGUGAAGGGCAUCAUGAGCGCUGUAACCCUAAAGGACAAACUGGGCAUACCAAUCAUUCCAGGGGCACGAGCGGACGAGGUAUUGCCUCCACCAUCAUCCACGCCCUCCCCCUCAUUGCAUGGUGUUACAACAAUAGCUGCACUGCAUCAGCUCUGCACGCAUUUCAGAAAUGAGAAGGCGGAUGGGUACAGCAUUGUCCCAAUGGCGGAAUUCAUCUUGCGCAAUGUGGGAGCGCUGUCCUCCUCGUUCGAGGAAGAAGAAGCAGCACAGCGUGAGGCGCGGCGCGAGCAGGAGGAUCAGAAAAACCGAAGCCGCAAGGAGAGACAAGCAGCGAUGCUACAGCGUCUGAGGAAGAGUAAUACAAGGAAUAUUUCCAGGCUGAUAAAUGCAGCCGAUGAAACGCUCCCCAUUGACGUCGGCAGCAAUAGCGCAUCCACGGCUGGAAAAGCAGUUGCUGAUGAUGGAGUGCAGAAAAAGACGGAGGCUGAUUCUGACCCCUCUACCUCUGUUACUGCCAGUUUGUUAUUGCGCCUUAUGGAUGUUGAGUGCUGCAUGUGCCGCAGCCCAACCAAAGAAUCACUUUUCCUCUUUGGCAAUGUCUCUAGCUCGGAUACACUAUAUCGACUCUCCUUUGAUGCGGAAGUGGCACACAAAUUGAACGGACAUGUCCACAUGUGCGGACAUGCUGCACACCGAGGCUGUGUUUCAAAGACGUUCGGACGGCUUGCCGGUCUCUGGGAAAGGGUUGCCGACACUAUAUAUGGGCAAACUUCACUGGGUCCGUUGGAAUUUAACUGCCCGAUGUGCAUCAUGAUCUGCACGACGCUUUGUCCGCUGCCCAAGUUGACGACAAACGCCACAGAGGAGAAGUCAUCAUCGUUGUUCGAGGCUGUGAACAGAGACAUUCAGAAGGAGGCUCUGACGUGCAAGUGGACGAGGGAAGUAGUGCAAAAAAUGCAGAAAGCCGUUGCACGUGCUCAGAUUGGCCUUUCGCCGUCGUCAACAAUGAAAGCGGACGCGUUGUCGUUGAAUACGGAGCCACGGGACGGGAACUCCUGCACGUGGGAACUCGCGGGAACACUGCGGGGCAUUCGAAGCCACAUGCACAUUUCCCUAGAGUGGGUCAAGGCGGGUGGUGCAGUGCAGUACAAUGAGCUUUUGACGCUGUUUACGCUCAUGUCAUCGCUUGACCCAAGGCUUCUACAGGAAAAUGCCCCCAUGUUGUAUGAGGAGUUCACUCGAGACGGUGACGGGUUGUGUUUGCUCCUGUUAAGACUGUUGCAGGCUCCAGGAAAUGCUGUGACGUUGCUGACUCAGCACACAAACGAGCUCAUUCUCACCAGUGAUCACGCUGCCCUCGUUCCCCCUAACUCAGGAGAGUAUGGUGAGGCUUACAAUGGGCUGCUGAUGGCUAUGUGGAGGGAGCUGAGCUGCCUUACGCUGCUAAAAGUGCUCCUCACGGAAGCGAACCCCGUCCAAGUGGUGCAAUGGGAGAAUGAAAAACCGAUUCUCGCGCCAUUGGAGUCGGAAGGCCUCAGCACGUUGAAGGGACGGCAGUGUGCGGUGCUCACAAUGUUGUGCUACCUGACGGAGAGGUCCUUUGAUUAUCUGCAAGGAAAUGAUCCGGCAGUUUCGCUCUCGUCGAUCAUACAAAGUCUGGUGUCAACUGAGUCAAUGGCAGCGGUGACCCUCCCUGUGGCGAAGCUAAUGCGUUGCAAGCCGCUAUCAGUGCCAUAUGAAGGUCCUGUAGCGUGGCGAAAUUAUAUCUUCCAUCAUAUAUUCCAUCUUGCUGACACGCUUGAAGAAAUGGUGCUUAGACGUAGCUCUUCCAAUGUGUGCUCUGUCUGUGGUGACAGUGAGGCACGGCUAGUGAUGUGCUGCUACUGUGGUCAGUCUCUCUGCGUAAAGUCUGCAUUGUCUCCGCCUGAACUCUAUGAUCACUCACGAACAUGCGGCAACGGCAAUGGCGUGUACUUUCACCUGCGGGAAAAUCUUUUCACUGUGUUGCUGACACUCUCUGAUCGCCAUCUGAAAUAUAGAGGACUAUACGCCGACGAGUGCGCGCGGGCAAAGGCGUACGAAUUCCAUGGCCGUAAGGUGAGCCUCAGCGAUACGGCGUGUCGGGCGUGGCUUUCAUUUUGGAUGCGCUCCCGUUGGGGGGUGGAGUCGCUUGUUGUGAGGAGGUUAGUGCGGGGGAACUUGGAGCGCCUUUAG